Molecule: messenger RNA, 4085 nt
Organism: Ostrinia furnacalis (Asian corn borer)
Lineage: Eukaryota; Metazoa; Arthropoda; Insecta; Lepidoptera; Crambidae
Exons: 12
Coding region: 212-4054 (1280 amino acids)
Source: RefSeq, a predicted model, not a curated record
AUCAGCUGUGCCCGACUGCCAGUCCGCUCAAAUAAUCUCCUGGGAAACGCACCAUUCCCGUCUAAACACAAAAAAAUCGCCGAAAUCACUGAACAUCAAUGAAGCUCCCACCAAACUGCCAUUGAGAUCAUGUGUGUGAUAGAAAUAAACUCGGUUUGUGGGUGAAAAGUUCAGUUGUACGUACGAUGGCGCCGUGAACAUCGCGUCGGUCAUGGCGCGCCCGCAAUGGACGCUAGCUCUAAUUUUAAUCUGCAUACCUAUCCUAGCAACAGUGAUCACCGCAUUCCGAGUACGCGAUUUACCUAAAGCAACCCACGAAACGCUGCGAAACGAACUAAAGAAACAAAAAUGUGACGAUUGUGAUGUGAAUGAGCUCAAGGUCGGUCAGAAACUGCAUAGUGUAAAAAUCGAAAGUGCAAAGCGUUAUGAGGACUUGAAGAAAGUUACGAGGGAAAAAAUACAAGCGGACAGUCGUAAAGAAGUGAAAUCAAGUUUUAAAUUAAAACAUGUUAGUGAAGUGGAUGAUGAUGACGACGACGAUGAUGAUGGUGUGGAUUUUAUAAAAGACUCUGGUUUGAAACAUCAAGACCAAGUAAGCAAAAGCAGUAAGCAUACACAAGGAUUAAAAUUAGAGGUAAAAACCAAGAAAACAAUACCACUCAAAGAUGAUGAUGAUGAUGACGACGAUGACGAUGAAGAUGAUGAUAACGACGACGACGAAGAUGAUGAUGACGAUAAGGUCAGUCCUGUGAAGAAAGCAAAAAGCACAAAAGAGAGCAAACCCGUCACUAAACCAAAAACAAAUGAGAAACCAAAAGCAAAACCCACCUUCAAACUUAAAAUCGGUGACGACGAUGAUGAUGAUGAUGACGACGACGACGACGAUGAUGAUGAUGACGACGAUGAUGAUGACAAAGAAGUUAAAAAGGUGGCACCAAAAGUAACAUCAAAGAAGUCAGUUGAAAGUGAUUCAAAACCUGCAACAACAAAGAAAGGAGACAAAACUGAGGCUAAGCCUAAGGAAUCUUCUGGUGAUGAUCACAAAGCCAAAGAAAAAUCAACAGAAGCUAAAACAAAGAAAAAGUCUGAUGAAUCAGUUGAGGAAAAACCUCAUGUAAAAGAAUCUAGUUCGGUAAAAAAAGAAAUAAAAGUGGAGGUUAAGAAAAAAGAAGAUCACCAAGAUGUGAAAAAACCUCCGAAGGAAAGUAAACCUGAUACAACAUCUGCACCUAAGAAAGAAGAAAAGAAAGAAUCAAAAGAUCCCAAAGUAGAAGUAAAGAAAAGUGAACCAGCUAAAAAAGAGGAAGUGAAACCAAAACAACACGAACAAAAAGAAACAAAAACUGAAAAAGAAGAUGCAAAGAAAACUGAAAAGAAGCCAGUGCCUGAAUCAGUGAAAAAGGACGAAAAGGUUACAAAACCGAAAAUCAAAGAAGAUAAGCCAGAAGAACAUAAAAAGCACUCUGAAAAAGAUAUAAAAAAGGACAAAUCAUCGAAGGAAUCGGCAAGUAGUCGCGAGGCGUCACCAAAAAGUGAAAGUCAUUUGAAACAUGUGACGGAUGCUUUGUAUCGCAGGAAUAUGUUGCUCAGUGAAUUUGAGGACUUUUAUGCAUUCUUCCCAACUUUUGCCCCGAAUUUUUCGCGAAUUCAUAACCCAGAGUGUAGACGUCACGGACAAAUCGUCCUGAGGCAGUUGCGCGGAACGAAGUUAUGGGCCUUCAGCAUGUUGGACGCUACUGCGAAGAUUCCCUCAGGGAUACUCCAAGGCAAUGGCAUUCAGCUCGGGGACUUCGAUCAGUGCUUGUCAAGCCGCGCGAGGGUUCAGUUGGAGUCAGGAAGUGUGGUGAAGGUUCAGGGGAAGUAUUGCCUGGCGAGGCUAGACCUAAAGGCAGAUCAUCCAGACCUGGAGCUCCCGGUGCAUCUGGCGCAAGCCAAGAACCUGAUCAAGAGCAGGAUCGAUGAUCCAGGUCACUUCGUGCCGCGUUUUUCGACGCUAAGCUGGGGCGUGUGCGUGCCGACCGCUUGCGAGCCACAGGAUGUGGAGGUGGUCAUCAAGGAUGCCCUCAAGCACUAUCAGCAUACCAGCGGCUUGGUGGUGCGAGUCAAGGUGGAUCCAAACGACUGCCAGGAGUACGAUGGAGCCGAGUGGUGGGAGGACUGGUUGGAACUGCCCACGAUUUUGACAUUAUCUUUCUAUGGCGUCAUCCUUCUUCUGGUAUUUGUGGCGACUAUGCAAGACUAUUUCUCUAGGAGAAAGUCAGAAGAAGAGCAGAAAGAUGGCGAAACAGACAAAGGGGACGGCGAGAAAGAGGCAGGUGAAGGAGAAGAUGCAGCUCCCCAAAAGACAAAAGAUGGCUUCCUAAGCUCUUUCUCGCUGUAUCAAACCAUCAACAAGCUGGUAGCUCCUGGCACGGACGAUGAGAUCACCUGCAUCCACGGAGUGCGCGGCUUGGCCACCCUGGCUCUGCUCUUCGCUCAUAAGUUCCUGCCAGUGGCCGUCAUGCCUUAUACGAACAGGCUGAAGAUUACUGAGACAGUAUCCACGCCGUGGUGGUCUUGGUGUCGAGCUGGCUGGGUGUUCACAGACUGCUUCCUACUUCUUAGCGGGGCGCUGAUGGCUCACAGGGCUUGUGGGGACAGCCAUAGCAGCACGCUUAGGAGACUGUUCUCGAGAUAUCUCAGGUUGACUCCAGCCCUGCUAGCCGUGGUCCUGUUCUACGCUUAUGUGUGGGACAACAUCUCCUCUGGCCCCAUGUGGGGGUCCCUCGUCACCAAGAACGUGGAAGUUUGCCAGGAAGGCUGGUGGUGGAACCUGCUGUACGUGCAGAACUACUUUGGAUUUGAGGAUAUGUGCGCACCACAAACCCAUCAGCUGGCUCUAGAUAUGCAGCUGACGAUCCUAGGCAGUGCUAUAGUAUGGGCCAUACAGUCAGAUAUUGUCGGAGCCAAGUUUGUCAUCCCAGGAAUCCACGUGCUUGCCGCUUACUCCCGGUACAGCACUGUCCAGGAACACAGGCUGACGAUGCUGGCUUAUCAUGGAGUUAGUGUCAGCCAGCUGUACCGAACUGCUCGCUUGAGUUACACAUCGACUCUACACCGGUCUACGCCCUACUUGAUUGGACUUAGCCUAGGGCUCGCUUUGAAGAAGCCUUCGAAGCAUGGGAAGAUAAUGCUGAUCCUCGGCUGGUUGACCAGCCUGAACCUCUGGGGUCUGGUGUGGUGGGCAGGACUAGACGCUGGAUCCACCACGUACCGGUACAACGUAACGUUUGCUGCCCAAUACGCGACUUUUGCACCCGUGGCCUCGGCCUUGGCUAUCGCCUGGAUUAUCUACAUCGUGCACAGUGGGCACUGUGAUUGGCUAUUGAACCUUCUCAGCAGUCGUUUCUUGGUGCUGACCAGCCGACUCUCGUACGCCCUCUACCUGUGCCAGUUCAUCGUCUUCCUCACAAACGCUGGCACAGUCAGAACUUCUACUGAAUUUACUCUUACAUCCUUGUUAAACGUACAAGAAAUCGUGGCAAUUCUUCUGUCGUCGAUAAUUUUAACGCUCACAUUCGUCAUUCCAAUGCAAUCAUUACACAAAGUUUUUACGUUUUCAACUAAAUCAGACAAAGAAAGUUCAGAAGUUUCAGAGGAAAAGACAGAAGAGAAAGAAGAACCACAGCAAAUCGAAGAAAAACCCGAGCCAGAGGUUAUAGAAGUUCCGCCAGUAAGAAGGCAACAUCUAGUAGCACAUAGAGAAGUACUGGAGGAAAUUCCCGAAGCAGAAGUGGAGUAUGAGAUUCAGAGAGAUAAAAAUGAUGGCUUAGAAGAAAUAUUAGAGGAAGAAGAAGGAAAUGAAGAGGAAGACGAAAGAACAUUAGACGAUGAUGAUUUGGAAAUCAUUGAGGAAGAACAGGACGGGGGAGAAGAUAUAUGGGAGGGAAGAGAGGAAUAUCCUCAAAGGAGGUUGUACAGACGAGAUGAUGAUGACCAGGACUUGGAUGAGUGGGAGUGGACUACUAACGGGCCUGGUCGAAGUGGAGCUCAAUACUACCGAUAUUCUAGAUAGCGUUGUUUACCUAAUAAAUUGAUACCCUUGC